CCACACAGAACACAUCCUAUAAAAACCCAUCUAAAACCGCCGGAGCCGCUCUGUUUAGCAAUUCAGAAACCAUAAAAUGGCAGCAGAAGAAGAAGUGGCGCUAGAUUUGGAGGAGCUCCGGCAUAUCCAGAGCAUUGCAAAGCGACCCCGUAUCCUCAAUCUCAUCUCCUCCGAAAUCAGCAGUUUAGAAAAGUUGUCAAAAGAGGCUGCUCCUAAACCUACGUUGACAACUCCUACUCCUAUUUCUACGGGCGUGAAGGUGCCUUCCACUCCAGCUCUGAAUUAUGUAACACUCGGGUCAUUCAGCUGGGAGCAAGAUACUGAGAAAGUCAAGAUAUAUAUUUUUCUGGAGGGAGUUGAUCAGGAGAAAAUGGAGACUGAGAUUAAGCCUACUUCCAUUGAUAUCAAAUUGCAUGAUGUCCAAGGAAAGAACUACAGAUGUGCUAUACCUAAACUCCAUAACAAGGUUGUGCCAGAGAAGUGUAAGGUGCUAGUUAAGCCUACGAGGGUCGUGAUCACAUUGAUUAAAGCUUCAAAGGAGAACUGGCUGGAUCUGCAUUUCAAGGAGGACAAGCUAAAGCCAAAUCUGGAUAAAGAGAAAGAUCCAAUGGCAGGAAUUAUGGACUUGAUGAAGAAUAUGUACAACGAAGGGGAUGAAGAAAUGAAGCGAACAAUUGCCAAAGCAUGGACUGAUGCGAGAUCUGGAAAAACAGCUGAUCCUCUGAAGGGGUUUAAAUGAGGACAAAAUUCUCUAGGUUUGAAUACGAGUAGGCUUUUUGUUUCCAUCUAGUGAUAUUUUCGCCUGCUUAUGUACUAGUCUUUGUGGGAACCUUGUGUUUGAAUCCUUAUAUGUUGUUAUAAGAAGAUUCUAUUGUUAAAAGAUUUUCUAAACUUUUCAAAAAGUCGUGUGGUUUCCUUGUUCUUCCUGUUUUCACUUCACUUUUAUCGUACAAGCAAGACUAUGAUCUGUGGUAC
Fragaria vesca subsp. vesca is the source of this 975-nucleotide messenger RNA. Its product is annotated as calcyclin-binding protein-like. Bases 77 to 739 code for a protein of 220 amino acids. The transcript has 5 exons. The record is from RefSeq and is a predicted model, not a curated record. Lineage: Eukaryota; Viridiplantae; Streptophyta; Magnoliopsida; Rosales; Rosaceae. Gene Ontology annotation, molecular function: S100 protein binding; ubiquitin protein ligase binding; tubulin binding.